This is a messenger RNA of Drepanopeziza brunnea f. sp. 'multigermtubi' MB_m1, 1215 nucleotides long. RefSeq lists its product as uncharacterized. Lineage: Eukaryota; Fungi; Ascomycota; Leotiomycetes; Helotiales; Drepanopezizaceae. Gene Ontology annotation, molecular function: carbohydrate derivative binding. The record is from RefSeq and is a predicted model, not a curated record. Gene Ontology annotation, biological process: carbohydrate derivative metabolic process.
AUGGACCACCAUCCCGUGCAGAACAGCGAGGUCUACCUCAUGCACACGUCCUUUGUCGCGCCCGUCCCACCGCCGUCUCCCCCAUCGCCCGCGACAUCAUGCGAAGAGUCCAUCUGUCCUGCUUCCGACGACGAACUGACGCCCAUCACCCCCCCGGAGAGCCAUGACCUGUGCCUGAGCCUCAGCUCCAACUUCAACCAGCGCCUCUCCAACGCGGUUCACGUCCUCGGCACCGAAGCCACGUCCGUCUCGGCCCUGACGCUCCUGUACGAGACCGAGCCGAAGGCCCGCGCAAGCUUCUACCAAGCCGUUGAGAGCAUUAUCCGGUCACGCCGCGCCAAGGGCCGGCUCAUCGUCAGCGGCGUCGGCAAGAGCGGCUAUAUCGGCAAGAAGCUCGUCGCGACCAUGAACUCCCUCCACGUCGUGGCGACCUUCCUCGACGCCACCGAGGCCCUCCACGGCGACCUCGGCACCAUCACCGAGGACGACACGAUCCUCUUUAUUACCUUCUCCGGCCGGACGGCCGAGCUGCUGCAGCUGCUGCAGCAUGUCGACGCCUCGCUCCCGCUGAUCAUCAUCACGGGCGCCCGCAACGAGUGCGCGAUCACCAAACGCCGCCCGGGCGCCAUCCUCCUCCCGGCGCCCAUCCACCAGAGCGAGACGGAGGCCUUUGGCUUCAACGCGCCCACGAUGAGCACGACGGCGGCUCUGGCACUCAGCGACGCCUUGGCGGUGAGCGUCGCGAACGAGCUGUACCCUAACGUGCAAGCCGUGUUCUCCCGAUUCCACCCGGGUGGUGCCAUUGGCGCCGCCGCCGCCUCCGGGCCCCAACACAUCUCGGAUCUCGCCAUCCCCUUCGCGCGGGUCCCGGAGAUGAGCCACACGGCACUCACGGGCGCGCACGUGCUCAUGAGCGCGUACAAGAGCAAGAGCGGCUGGGUGCGCCACGGCGACGACGUGGUGGUGCCCCCGCGCCGCAUCGAGCAGAUGAGUCUCGCCGACAUGGACGAGCCGGCGACGUGCAUCCAGCGCCUGAUGGUCCCGUCGAAGGACUGGAUCAAGCUGCCGGCGGACAUGUCCGUCGCCCACGCCAAGGCGGUGAUCGCCAGCUCGCGGGUGGCGGGCGAGCUGCGAUACGCCGACGAUGCCAUCCUGGCGACGAUGGUCGAGGGAGAGGUCGUUGGUCUGAUGGAGAUUGCGACGUUGAUGGCGUGA